AUGCCUGCAGAACUCCCAUCUCCUGGCUCUAUUGUUGCUGGUAUGUAUCCCCCUGGAGAACUCCCCAACUAUAUCCUCCUGCCAGAAGCAAUCAAGAGCAUGGCACAUGUGCCUCCACUGGUGCAUACUGCUGGGCCUGGUGAGCCAGGCCAGCAGGGAGAUGCAUGGCUGCUGGAGGACAAUGACAACCUGGAGAUCCAGGAUGCGGUGAACAGGGAUUGGGAAAAAGAGACCACUGCACUCAUCCAGUAUUUCUGCAUGCCUGACAGCAUGCAAUUCACUGGCUCAUACCUGCAUGAGAUACUGGAGGAAUGCCAGUUCCUUGCUGAUGAUGUCAGCGAGCAGCUGCUGGCAUUGAUUGGACCACUGGGCCAAUGUCCUCCUGGCAUUGUCAAUUGGCCAUGGCCCAACAAUGAUGACUGCAAAGAAUGCAUGGACAAGACCAUGGAUUUCUUAGCAAUCAGCAGCAAGGAGCCAUACUUUGAGCAGUCACAUAUCUCCAGCAAGCAGUACUUCAUCUACGAACUGCUGUCCCUCUAUCCCCUCCAGCAACUCUACACUCACCUCAAUGUGCCCUGGCAAAGAUGCAAGAAUUUGGUCAAUGAAUGGAUAAACCAGACAGCAGCAUUUGUCGAUGCCACCAACAUGGAGCUGGGCCAAAUGGAGACAUGCCAGUGCUAUGCACUGGCAUGCACCAUUAUGCAAGUCCUGCCCAACUGCUCUAGCCAUGACUGGGCUUGUGCAGAAAGGGAGGCCAACUGA
Molecule: messenger RNA, 762 nt
Organism: Dacryopinax primogenitus
Lineage: Eukaryota; Fungi; Basidiomycota; Dacrymycetes; Dacrymycetales; Dacrymycetaceae
Exons: 5
Coding region: 1-762 (253 amino acids)
Source: RefSeq, a predicted model, not a curated record